Trametes versicolor FP-101664 SS1 is the source of this 2780-nucleotide messenger RNA. RefSeq lists its product as uncharacterized. The record is from RefSeq and is a predicted model, not a curated record. Lineage: Eukaryota; Fungi; Basidiomycota; Agaricomycetes; Polyporales; Polyporaceae. The coding region runs from base 27 to 2666 and encodes 879 amino acids. Gene Ontology annotation, cellular component: SLIK (SAGA-like) complex; SAGA complex. Gene Ontology annotation, biological process: regulation of transcription by RNA polymerase II. The transcript has 12 exons. Gene Ontology annotation, molecular function: protein heterodimerization activity; structural molecule activity.
ACCGCUCGCCACCGGAUGGACCGACCAUGAACAACCUGCUCAGGACUCUCACCGCGAGCCAGGUCAAGUCCUCAUUACCGGAAUCCGAGCUCAAGUUACUUCUAAGCGCCGUCAAGGAGACCCGGCGAGCGGCCAGCGAUGCCGGAAAGCUCGCGGACGCGUUCUAUGACUCUCUCGAAGGUCUCCUCGUCGACCUCCGGAUGGUCACAAUGGAUAACCGCGACGCGGAGGCGUUCUUAAAGCCCGUGUCCAAGACGGAAGUGCCGGAUUACUAUGACAUUAUCUCCACGCCCAUGGACCUCCAGACGAUGCUCAAGAAGGUGAAACAAAGGCAGUACAAGUCCAAGAAGGAGUUUAAGGACGACCUCGACCUCAUAUGGUCCAACUGCUUCACAUAUAACGCGACGGAGGUGAGUGCCGUGUCCGAGGAUCCUACGGCCAUAAAUACGCCCACCUCCCGCGGCACGACCUCUCGGCCCAAUCGUUGGAGUUCACAACGCGGCGCGGCAGAGGUUCACUCCUCGCCGCGCAGGCAAGGCCCGGACAGCCAUGUAUCACGGCAGCCGCAUGGGUUGGCAGAGGCUGCGUCGCUGGACCAUCCGCUUCGCCAGUGCGCGAGCAGGUUAAAAGUGAAGGCCGAAAGACUGCUCAAGAACAUCACUGAUCUCAAGGAACGUGCCGAUCCGGUCAUCCCUGGCGAAGUACGCGUGCGAGGUAUCACUCCCCGGGUGAACGGCGUGACCGUCAACGGUCAUGGCCGCCUCCCUCCUGGCUUGUCUUUUCGGUCCCCGAGUCCCACAAAGCAGUCGGCCCCUUUGCCUGGCCAGUCCCGGAAGAUUCAACGAGACACAACAUUCCCGGAAUCCGCCGCUCUGGUCCGAUCCCCGGCUAUGAUGGCGACGUUCGCGCAACUGGAUAAGGAUGUCGACACAUUCCUGUCCCACCAGCUCUCACCAGGAGCACAUGCGCCUCCGGAAGCGGGAUUGAAGCAGCGCUUGCUUCGAUACGCGGUCAUCGACGACGACGUGGACGGAGCAUCCUUGGUCACUGGAGGGUCGCUCAGCACUAUUGAUGGGGAGAUAGGGAUGAAGCGGAAGUUAAACGGCUUUUCAGACGACCGACCACGCAAACGCGCCCGUACGCAGACCCCCGUGGACAGGGAUGUGGUCGAGCUCUGGUGGGAUGUCAUGCGCUCCGACGACAUGCUCAGCAACGGAUUGCCGACUCUCGUACAUUCUUCUUCCGAUAUGCCUUCAUCCGAACCGCCCUCUGUAAUCACCGACCACGCGCGGCGAAGACGUACUAAGAAGAAACAAGUCAACUCGGAGAACACGAUGUUGUUCCACAUGAACAACAACAUCCGUACGCUGCGGCGAGUGCGUACGACGCACGCGAAGUACUCCUCGCUUAUCCAGAGCGCGGAGGAUAACGGGGGUUUCGCAAUGCCACCCGUUCAAGACAUCGCGGAGGAGUCGGAUGACAUUGUCGACGAUCGACCAUGGAAGCCACCAAGUGCAACCGGGGGUCUCGAGCUUGGCGCUGAGAACGCAGACGACUGUUUGCAUUGGAUGGGUAGCAAGGUUCUUGAGCAUACGGGCUUCCAAGGGGCAUCUAAGCAGGCCUUAGACGUCCUUGCCAGUGUGACGUCUGAGUACUUGUUUAACGUGGGCCGGACAAUCCGUUUCCUGUGUGACAGGUACGGGAACAAGAUGACCCCGGAGGAAAUCAUACUACAUACCCUGUUCGAGAGCGGUAUUACACGCGUUGGCGACCUUGAGCGGUAUAUCAAGGACGACGUCGUCCGAUACGGCGGAAGGCUCGCAGAUAUCGAGAAGAAACUCGCGAAUGUCUACCGGGAAGCGACUACCGAAGAGGCCUGGGAUGAUGACGCCCUCUUCCGCAUGGACAACGAGGAAGAGGACGGCGAGUUUGUCACUGGCAACUUCGCAGAAUCGUUUGGCGAAGACUUCCUCGGUCUCAAAGAGCUCGGUAUCGCCGAGGAGUUUGGCCUCGCCAGCCUCUCUAUACCCAAACGGCUGCUCAAGGGCAAGGUCAAGGGCAUCAAAGAGGAUCCUUUGGCUGCGAAGCCUCACGAACCUCCGCCGCCCUUCCCGCCGCCGCCACCUUUUAUACCCCUCGAUUCCACUAUGGUCGACAACCAGAUCGGCCUCCUCAAACCCUUUUAUCAGACACGCAUAUCCGAGAUAUCCGCGUCUGUUAUCAUGCCCCCUCCUCCACAACCCGCCGGCUUCCCUCCAAGUUUGGGCGGUCCUUUCGCUGCGGUACCUCCCCCUGCCCCAACCGCGUCGCCAACGGAAGUGCCGCUGGUUGUCCUACCAGACGACGCUCCGAGCCCUUCGCACGCGAAGAUCGGGCCCCUCGGGACCGUCAACAAGGCCACCCCCGCCGCCAACGCCGCGAAGAAGAAGAGCAAGGCGAAACCCUCCGGCCCCGCGCCUGGGCCCGCGCCACCCCCUCCACCACAAGACUCGAUGGACGCCGACGCGCAACCAGAUUACCCUGGGGGCCUGCCCCCGCUCAUGGCACGCUCGAGCAGCAGCAACGGGGACGGCGUAAAGAAGGGCAAGGGCGCGGGCUCACCGAGCAAGAAGAAGGCGAAGGUCGCCGCGGACGCGUUCCCGCCGGUGGUCAUGGCGAGCGCGUAGUGGGCGGAUGCGCGUUGGGGGCGUAUGUUGUAUAUUAUUUUGUGGGACAUGCAUAUUUCCGGAACAUCUGUAGCUGUAUCAUUAUUCGUUCUCUGUUGCUAUCGAUUGUGUCCU